UCCUCUCUGAAAUCAAUAAAAAAGAUUUUUUUAAAGAGGUUCACAGAAUCUCAAGUUGUUCUCUAAAAAGACUAAGACCCAUAAUAUAUAAGAACCUUUUUGGCUGUAAUGAGUCUCAUUCCAAUGCAUAAUCCGUAUAAAGGAAACGAUAAGAUGCUAUAGAGCUUACAUUAUGAAAGUUAAGUCUUGGGAAUUGCCUUUUUGUGUGACAGUAAAUUGUGGCUUCUUUGGUCAUUGUUAGCAGCAAGCACUUAAAUAAACCCUCCUGUUGUGCAGGUUCCGGAGUUGUGUUUGUUUCUCCUAGUAUUUGGAGACUGGACUAAUCUAAAUUAUAUCUGAAAUGUUGGGGUGGUGUUUGUUCUCACCGUCGCUGGCAUUGGUUCUUCAGUUCAAUGGGGAGAUAAUCAGCAGGGAAACUUGACCGUGGGAAAGGUGAGCUCGCGCCUGGAGUGCGCCCUGCCGGUGCCCGUUCUCACGCUGCUCCGGUGUCCUCCGCUGACCUUGUUUGAGUACCACCAUUGUUUGCUGUCCCGUGGUGGCAGAAUAACUAAUGAUUUUUUGCAAAACUAGAGAGAGCUCUCGGAUCAGGAAAUGUACGGGAAGGUAUUUACAUAUUACCAGGAAGGCCAUGUUUUCCCCAAACAACUGCUGGGCCUUUUGCAGUAAUUACAGUGCCCCAGGCGCUGACAGUUCAGCUGUCUCCUGAUGGACGGGCUCCAAGCAAACUGCUCCCACCGGCAGGUCAGGGCCCUGGUACAUGCCCGUGGCUGUGUGUGAGGGAUGUUCUUACACUCUGUUCCUCUGGUGAACACGUGGGGAUGUUCGGGGACAGUCAUGAUUCCAAGGAAGCCUGAGACAAAUCCUAUCGAUUAGGGGGAGAAGUAUUUUGCAGUGUGAACAAUUACUCUUUUUUCCCCAAUUUACCUGUUUUCUGGGUUUCUACCAUAAAUGUGUUAAGUUUGGGUGAUAUGAUGCAUUCUUAGAAUUUCUUCAAACUUUAUUAUAAUUUUAGGGAAAUAAGUUUAAUAGUUGGUUAAGCCGAUGUCUUGUUCAUACCUAGCAUUGCAAAAUUACCUAGCAGACCAAAUUCAGGGUGGGGCCAACGGAGGCUUACCGCUGUUCAUAUAGAAAAUAGUACAGUAGUCAGUAAUGAUAACACAAGAACAAACUCGGGUUCGCGGACUCACAGCUGUGACCCUGUUCCUGCCCGUCCAGUCUGUGUUCCUUUUUGGUGAGUGUAGGAGGCUAAGGCAGUCACAGUCCCUGCCGCGCUCGGGACCCAUAACGGAUUCUCUUGACUCUAGAGCAGUCCUGUCCCGAGGAGGACCCUGAAGAUGAUCCAGCCGUCCACAGCCGGGCCCCUCGUCGGCAGAGAGAACGAGCUGGUUAAAGGCUCGUUCAAACCGAAGCAUCGCAGUGACCAGUCGGCGUCUAAGACUUCCGGCUCUGGAGUCCCUGCUGUCCCGGAGCACGGGGAGAGCAAGGAGCUCGGAGGACUUACCCAGGAGGCACUGGACCUCAUGGCUGCAGAAAACCCGUCCUCCCAGUAUUGGAAGGAAGUGGCGGAGCAGCGGCGGAAGGCUCUCUAUGAAGCGCUGAAGGAAAACGAGAAGCUCCACAGAGAGAUCGAGCAGAAGGCAGGUGAGAUCGCCCGCCUGCAGAGGGAGAACCGGGAGCUGGCGGCGGUGGCGGAGCACGUGCAGUACAUGGCGGAGGUCCUGGAGCGGCUGAAAGGAGACGCUCUGGAGAGCUUCGAAUCGCCGGACAGCGAGGGAUCUGACUCUGAGUCUGAGAAGGAGGCGGGCGAGGAUCCUGAGGCGGAGGCCCCAGCGCGGGCGUGAGGGCCAGGGCAGCCGUGUCUUCCUCCACGGACGCCCGGCCCGGCGCGUGAGCUGCGCAGAGACUCAGAAAAGACGUGCCCAGGUACCGCCACGACGGUUCUUGGUGGCGGAGCAAAUAGCUGUGAUGCAGACGUCUUGUUUGAGCCCUGGGACCCUAUCGUGUUAAAAUACAAAUACUGUAUGUUUUAAUCUAUGGUGUUUUAUGUAAAUAACAUUUUCUCAGAUGUCAGACACAACUUGUGUACAUGAUAAAUAAACUUCGUUUCCUAGUGAGCAUAUGUGUUUCUUGGAAAAA
This is a messenger RNA of Myotis brandtii (Brandt's bat), 2136 nucleotides long. RefSeq names its product geminin, DNA replication inhibitor (gene GMNN). Lineage: Eukaryota; Metazoa; Chordata; Mammalia; Chiroptera; Vespertilionidae. Gene Ontology annotation, cellular component: nucleus. The record is from RefSeq and is a predicted model, not a curated record. Bases 1335 to 1841 code for a protein of 168 amino acids. The transcript has 5 exons. Gene Ontology annotation, biological process: negative regulation of DNA replication; negative regulation of cell cycle.